AAGAAGAAGAGGAAGAAGAAGCAAAGUAGAAAAUGCAGAUCAGAGCAUAUAAAACCAAUCAAUAAAAAAGAAAACCAACCCUAUCAGAAGAAAAAAAAAACCAAUUUCCGGGGCCAUUGUUUCCGGUGCUGUCUUUCUCUCUCUAUCUCAGAUGGUAAAGGGAGGGAAAGUUAGUUCCAAGCGCAGAGUCAAGCCCCGAAUUCGGUCAAACUAUAAGGGUUCCGAUGAUUCGGAUGAAGAUUAUGUAGUUUCAGAUGAAGAAAAGCUAGCAUCGGAGGAUUUGGAGGAGGAUCAUUGUUCCUUGGAUGGGAAUGCGUCCGAAGAUAGCUUUGGUAGUUUUGUGGAGGAGGAAGAGAAAGUGGGAUGGGUGAGGAAAAACAGUAGAUCAAGAAGCAAAAAGGGUGUUGGUAGAUUAAUUGAGGAGGGGGAAGAGGAGGAAUAUGAAGAGGAAAUCAAAAAGGUGAGAAAGAAUGGUAGAUCUAGAGCCAAAAAGGGUAUUCAUAAAUUUAUUGGGGAUGAAGAGGAGGAGGAGGAUGAGCAGGAGUGGGAGGAAGAUGAAGAUGAAGAGGAAAUAAAGGUCAGAAAGAAUGGUAGAUCCAGAGCAAAAAAGGGUAAACAUACACAUAUUGUGGACGAGGAUGAGGAGGAUGAGCCAUAUGAGUUGGAAGAGGAGGACGAAGAAGUAGAAGAUGACGAAGAAGAAGAGAAAGAGGUUAAAAAGGUGGCUCGAUCAAAGUCCCAAAAGGGUUUCUCUUCUAGGCAGAAAAAUGGGAUUAAACCAUCACAAAAGAGGAGAAGGACUAAAGAUGAAGAAAUGGCAGAUCAGGAUUAUGAAGUAGAGGAAGAAGAAGAAGAAGAAGAAGAUGACUAUGAUGAGGAAUUUGCACCCGAUGAAGAUGAUUAUUCAGAUGUAGAAGAUGAAUCAAGGAUGAAAAAGAAGAAAACUAAUUUGAAAGUGGGCAAAUGGCGUUUGAAGAAAAAAGGUCCUAUAAGAAGGAAAUCAAAGAAGCCUUUAAGAAAGAAACAGAAAAAGAAUCGUACAUUAAAGAGGAAAGUAAGAUCUGAUGAUGAUUUUACAGAUAGUAUCUUGCCUGUUAGAGAAGUCAAGGAGAAAAAAGAGCCAAAGAAAAGGAGGAGAUAUCUUGCAACAUCCGAUUCAGAUUUCAUGUCUUCUGAAUCAUGUGAUGGUGAUUACACCAUUUCUGAGGAAGAGAGAGAGCAAGUGAGGGAAGCAAUGCAGUUGUGCAGAAGUGUAGAACCUAAUUUUAGAAGCUCAUUAGAGUGUGACAGAAAUCAGGAGAAUGAGGUUGUACAGCCAGCAAGAAAGCCUCCUGGUAGGAAAGGUAAAGAAAAGAUUGAGCAAGUGAAGGUCAAGGUGGUUAAGCAGGUCUGUGGAAUUUGUCUCUCUGAGGAAGAUGGGAGAAGAGUGCGGGGAACACUAGACUGCUGCACUCAUUAUUUUUGUUUUUCCUGCAUCAUGGAAUGGGGCAAAGUGGAAUCUCGCUGCCCGUUAUGCAAGCAGAGGUUCAAAACAAUUAGUAAGCCCACAAGAGCUGGAGCUGAUUUGAGAGAAGUGUCGGUAACAGUCCCUGAGCGUGAUCAGGUUUAUCAGCCAACGGAAGAAGAACUGAGAAGCUAUCUUGACCCUUAUGAGAAUGUGAUUUGUACAGAAUGUCAUGAAGGUGGAGAUGAUGGGCUCAUGCUACUCUGUGACGUGUGUGAUUCACCUGCUCACACCUAUUGUGUUGGUCUUGGGCAGGAAGUACCUGAAGGGAAUUGGUAUUGUGAAGGUUGUAGACCUGUUGCUCUCGGAUCCUCAAGUUCCCAGAAUCAAGGUUGGUUGACUGAGCAGAGAACUACAAACAACAUCUUGCCUACUAGACACUUGCCUGCUGCAAGUUUCGGUGAAGGUUUAGAGAUAGACCUUAAUUCAUUGUCCUCUCCUCGUUCCUAUAUUGCUCCAGGAUUUGGGAAUUCUUCUUCGUCUUGGUUUCAUGUUGGAGGUUUUCAAGCAGCUUCCCCGGGAUCCGGGGCAGGGGCACCAACUCUGUCAGGAAGACGUCAAAUUCACCGUCAUAUUCACCAGUUGCUUUCCGCUAAUAGAAUGAACAUAGUUCACAGUAGAAAUGAGAGGAAUUUGUCUGGUAAUUUGAAUACUGAUACCUUAAAUGCUCAAACUGCUCAGGGGAGGGAAACAAUAGUUCAGCAUGCAAGGACAGACGGAAUGAGCAGAUCCUUUCACACAUUCUUUGAUGAGAGAUUACAAGAAGAUCCCUCACGACAAUUGCAGGAUAAUGAAAUAUUUUUGUCACCAAGCCAUCAGAGAAGGCAAGUAAUCCAGGAGGCAACUACAACUUCUGCUGAUCGACCUAGCAAUGGAACAUUAUGGCCUGGACUUGCAGAGAACACAAUAUCAGGUCAUGUGCAAACAAACCACUUCACCAGUAGGCCAAAUAUUGGUUGCGAUGGUGAUAUGUCCCCUAAUACACUUAUGGGAUCGAGUGAUUUUCAUAGAGCGAAGGAACAACUGCAAUCAUUGGUCAUAAGCCACUUAAAAGAAUUGUCUUGCGGUAAAGAAUUAGGCCAAAGUACUACUACUUUUGAGGACAUUGCAAGGAGUGCUAUGCAGACCAUCCUAGCUGCAUGCGAACUGGAGCACGUCGUCGGUGAUGUAGUUCCCGUGCCGCCUCCAUCACCCUGUCCUCACAUUGAAUUAGUGGUGGGAAAGUCAAGUCUGAUGAGGGGUUUCUGUUCAUCUUGUUUCACACAAUUUGUUGAAGAUGUCGUAAAGAAGGUCAUGGAAAAAAAAAUAUCACCAUGGUUGACAUUAGCUCUCUAGGUAUAGAUGCAGCAAGGGUGACCCCUUUUCCCCAUUUUGCUAGGAAUGUAGAACAUCGUUUCUUUUAACUUGUUUAUAGAUUUAACUCCAAACGACUCAUUCAUAAUCAAUCCAAUUGUUUAGAUAGCACAAUUCAAAUAACUCAGUGCAACUAUUGUGAAUAAAUCUGCUUCAAAUUGUUUGUUGAA
Messenger RNA from Argentina anserina (silverweed cinquefoil), 3027 nucleotides. RefSeq lists its product as uncharacterized. NCBI's taxonomy places the organism in Eukaryota, Viridiplantae, Streptophyta, Magnoliopsida, Rosales, Rosaceae. The transcript is spliced from 4 exons. The record is from RefSeq and is a predicted model, not a curated record. The coding region runs from base 152 to 2839 and encodes 895 amino acids.